Molecule: messenger RNA, 3317 nt
Organism: Myotis daubentonii (Daubenton's bat)
Lineage: Eukaryota; Metazoa; Chordata; Mammalia; Chiroptera; Vespertilionidae
Gene: CAST
Product: calpastatin
Cellular component (GO): cytoplasm
Molecular function (GO): calcium-dependent cysteine-type endopeptidase inhibitor activity
Source: RefSeq, a predicted model, not a curated record
UCGGGGCAGCCCCUGCACGGGCGCGGGGCUGGAUCGGAAAAGCCGUCUCACGGGCGCGCCCGCCGGCCCCUCCCCGCCCCGGGCAGCCUCCCUUCCAGUCUCCGCUGCGCCCUCCCGGAGGCAGCGCUCGUGGCCGCCUCGCCAUGUCCCAGCCGGGCCAGAAGCCCGCCGCCUCCCCGCGGCCCCGGCGCGCUGCAGCGGCCCACCGCACCCAGGAGCAUGUCUAUGAAAAAGACAGUGGAUCGCCUUCCAGGUCAGGAGAAAAGAAAGGAGCAGAUGAGAAAAAAGCCACAAGCCAUGAGAGCAGUCAGCCCUCCAGAACCCAUGCUGGUGGAAGAGCCCCGGCCACCAAGGUGUCUACUUCCUCUGCAUCAACCAGCAAGUCUUCCAGUAUGAACACCACAGAAAACAAGGCCAUUCCAGUCAGCAAACAGACGGAAGGAACACCUCCUCCUCACAAGAAAAGACACAAAAAACAGGCUGUAAAAUCGGAACCUGAAAAGAAGUCACAAUCAACUGAAGUAAGUGUUCCACCUCUACUUAUUGACGGAAAAAAACUAGAAAAAAAGCCAAAGGAACAACACGAGCCAGAAAAUCUAUCCAAAAGCACAUCACAUACAGCAAGCAAGCAUGAUCAUAAAGAAAAAGCAGUUUCCAGGCCAAGUGAGCAGCCAACAUCAGAGAAACCAAGCAAACCAAAGACUAAAUCUCAGGACACAGGUGGAAAGAGUGCUGCUGCUGCUGCUGCUGGUGUGGUUGUGGCCUCUGGCAAGUCAGACGACAAGAAAAAAGAAAAUAAAUCAUUAAUGUCGGCUGUACCAGUUGAGUCCAAACCGGGUGAACCAUCUGGAAAGUCAGGCAUGGAUGCUGCUCUGGAUGACUUAGUAGACACGUUGGGAGAACCUGAAGAAACUGAACACGAUAACACAGCAUAUACUGGACCUGAAGUUUCAGAUCCCAUGACUUCUAUCUACAUAGAGGAAUUGGGUAAAAGAGAAGGCUCAAUUCCUCCAAAGUACAGGGAACUUUUGGAUAAAAAAGAAGGGAUCACAAGGCCUCCUCCAGACUCUCCGAAACCCCCAGGGCCCGAUGACGCCAUCGAUGCCUUGUCAUCUGACUUCACCUGCAGCUCUCCUACCACUGGUGGGAAGGAAACUGAGAAAGAGAAAUCUACGGGAGAAGUUUUAAAAGCUCAGUCAGCCGGAGUAAUCAGAAGUGCUGCUCCGCCCCAUGAGAAAAAAAGAAAGGUGGAGAAGGACGCAAUGAGCGACCAGGCCCUGGAGGCUCUUUCGGCUUCGCUGGGCCGCCGGAAGUCGGAACCCGAGCUCGACCUCAGCUCCAUUAAGGAAGUCGACGAGGCAAAAUCCAAAGAAGAGAAACGAGAAAAGUGUGGUGAAGAUGACGAAACAGUCCCAGAGGAGUACAGAUUGAAACCAGCCACGGAUAAAGAUGGAAAACCACUGUUGCCAGAGCCUGAAGAAAAAUCCAAGCCCCGGAGUGAAUCAGAACUCAUUGAUGAGCUUUCGGAAGAUUUUGACCAGGCUAAAUGUAAAGAAAAACCAUCUAAGCCAACUGAAAAAACAAAAGAAACGCAGGCCGCCGCCCAGGCUCCGGUGGGAGAGGAUGUGCCUCGCACCUCCUUGUGCAGUGUGCAGUCAGCACCACCCAAGCCUGCGGCCUUGAAGGGCAUGGUGCCCGAGGACGCUGUGGAAGCCUUGGCUGGCAGCCUGGGGAAACGGGAGGCGGACCCAGGAGAUGGAAAGCCGGCGGAGGAUAAAGUCAAGGAGAAAACCAAAGAGGAGGAUCGUGAAAAGCUUGGUGAAAAAGAAGAAACAAUUCCUCCCGACUAUAGACUAGAAGAGGCCAAGGACCAAGACGGGAAACCACUCCUGCCGACAGAGUCCAAGGAAUCGCUCCCACCCUUGAGUGAAGACUUCCUUCUUGAUGCCUUGUCUAAGGACUUCGGUGGACCCCCAGACACUUCACCACUUAAGCCAUUUGACAAUACUAAACUCACAGCUGCCAUCUCCGAACUGGUUUCCCAAACCCCAGCUGCAACCACGCACUCUGCAGGCCCACCCCCUAGCACUCUGAAGGACAAAGAACUCGACGAUGCCCUGGAUCAACUUUCGGACAGUCUAGGGCAGAGGCAGCCUGACCCAGAUGAGGACAAGCCAAUAAAGGAUAAAGUCAAGGAAAGAGCGAAAGCUGAACAUAGAGACAAGCUGGGAGAAAGAGAUGACACUAUCCCACCUGAAUAUAGACACCUCUUGGAUAACGAUGAUAAGGACAAACCAGUGAAGCCACCCACAAGGGAACCAAAGAAACCUGCAGAUGAUCAAGACCCCAUUGAUUCCCUCUCAGGGGAUUUUGACAACUGUUCUUCAAGUACAGAAACCUCAGAGAACACAGCAAAGGACAAAGACAAGAAGACUGCUUCCAGCUCCAAAGCACCCAAGAAUGGGGGGAAAGCAAAGAAUUCUGCAAAGGCAAAGGAGGAAACUUCCAAGCCAAAAGCUGAUGAAAAAAAUACAAGUUAAAGUUCACACUAUUUGGUAUCUACAUAUAAAAUCUUCAGCUGGUGGUUGGUGACUUCUGAAGAACAAAAGGCUUUGACAACGAAUUUUUCUGGGUGGCUUCUAGACAGUGAUCUUUGUUGGGUUUUUUAACAUCCUAAACAUUGGUUUGUUAUUCUUUUCCCAGAAAGUGAAUUUGCCUGGUUCACCUGUGCUAUUGUACUGAGUAUUGAUAAACUUUGAAUUUUUAAAAAUUGCCUGCAGUUGGGAGAGAAGGGAACUUUAUAUUUCUAAGAGAUAUAUUUGAUAGUUUCUUAAAAGCAACACACACAAAAAAAAAAUAACAGGAAAAACCUUUGCAAAAUUUUGCACAUUCUACACGCAGUGCCUGUAAAUCUCAUUAGUAUUUUUGGUUUGCACUUAAUUUGUUGUUAUUGUUAGCAUUUGGAAAACAAUGCUGUAAACAUUCGUCAAUGUUCUGAUUUCUCAUUACCCCUUCCCCCUUGGGCUUUUGAACUGUACUUGAUGUUUCUCUGGGUUAAUGUUUAUAAGCCCAUUAAAUAUUGUACAUCGGGCACAUAUCUCCUCUUGAGCUGCUAAUGAAUUGAUAGGUAACCUGGACAGACCAGGAAGCACUGCGCCUCUUUUCAGGUUAAACUCUUUGCCAGAGGUUAGGACUUAUGCACCUUAUAGCCGCGCAAAACAUACUUACUGAGACUUGAAUCAAGUCAGAAGAGCAAGAUACAGACUAUAUUUCACUGCAUAGCAAGUUCCAAGAAUAAAAUCUACUCAGAAUAUUCA